This is a messenger RNA of Pogonomyrmex barbatus (red harvester ant), 1386 nucleotides long. RefSeq names its product SMC5-SMC6 complex kleisin component Non-SMC element 1 (gene Nse4). NCBI's taxonomy places the organism in Eukaryota, Metazoa, Arthropoda, Insecta, Hymenoptera, Formicidae. The record is from RefSeq and is a predicted model, not a curated record. Gene Ontology annotation, biological process: DNA repair. Gene Ontology annotation, cellular component: Smc5-Smc6 complex; nucleus.
CAGUGAUUCUUUAUUAUGAUUGAUUUCUAUACUUAGAUCAUGUUGAAAAAUCAUUGAGCGCUCACUGAUCUGCUUUCUCUGCUGAACGCAGCCAAUAAUACUGAUGUAAUUCACGCAUGCGUAUAGAAGAUCCUGUAAAAAUGUAUUCACUGCUCACUGGUUUGAAGAGGUUGAGAAAAUACAGAGGCUAAGUGUUUUUUCAAAAUGUUUAAUAAGAGAAAUAAUUUAGUAGAAUCUAUGAAUUCUUCUAACACAAGAUCUUCCAGAGAACGUAAAAGUUGUCUGAAGCAUGCCUUGCAGAAAACAUUGGUUUUACAGGAUAUGAUUAAUGAUUCUACAAUAAAUAAGCUUGAUGAAGCCAUAAAUGAAGUUGAUCAUGUUACUUAUGAAACAAGUAUACAAGAAAAAGUUUCUAAUCAGCAGGAAGUGCUUAUUGAUUCACAAAUGAUGACGUCUUCUUCCAAAGUUCUGAAAAUCUGUACUAAUUCAUUAACAAAGAGAAUGCGUGAUUAUGAUUACAUGGAUUUUGCACAAAAGCUGAUAAAACAUUUGCAAGAAACAGAAGAAUCUCUGAAUUGGUCAAUUUUAGAAAGACAAGUAACAAAAGCAUUCAAAAGGAUUGCUAAUACUAGCACGCUGUUAGGAACAUUAGAUCCUUUAGAAAAAAAGACUGUAAUCAGAAAGAAACCUGAACAGAGAGUAGCAUCGCAAGCUAAAGUAAUAGUGCCUGAUAAAUUAGUGCCGUGUGCACAAAAUAUAAAAGAUGAAGACAGUGUGGAACGUACUGUGAGAAAAAUUAAAAAGUUAAUCACAUGUUAUUGUAAAGAAACAGGAAAACCACUUAAUUUUUUUCAAUUGAUUCUACAUCCUUAUGAUUUUGGAAAGACUAUUAGAAACAUGUUAUACAUAUCACAUCUUAUAAAAGAUGGAGUAAUACAGUUAAAAAAAGAUCAUGGAAGUCUUGUUGUAGAACCAUAUCGCAAGGAUCUCAGUUUACAAGAAAAACAAUCUGGCAAAAAAGUAGGCAUUCAAAAUGUUAUAUCAUUAAACAUGAAACAAUGGACAAUAUUAAAAGAGGCAUAUAAUUUGACGAAACCAAUGAUUGAUUUUGACGAAGAUCAAGGAUAAUUAGUAUUUAACACGCUCUCUUGCAAAUAAAAGAAUAUGAUUUUACUAUAUUUUCUAUCGUAAGUUUCCGAUUAUAUAGUAUUAAUCAUUUUUCACAACUUAUUAAAAAUUAUUAAAAAGAGAUUGUUAUGUAACAAGUAUUGUUUUUUUGAUAAAACUUUUAUUAAUAUCUAACAUAUACAUCAUGAUUCUGCGUAUAUGUUAAUUAGUUAUAACAUGAUUUGUACUGAUUAAAUCUAUAGAAAAAAUCCAGAAGCA